AUGGGGCCAGUCUUGGGGCGCAGUUCGUAUAUUGAUGACAUCGCGCAUGGGGCGGCCACGUGGGAUCAACUAUGCGGUGAUCUAGACGCGUUGCUCUAUCGGUUACGGUACUGGAGUAUCUCAGUUAGGUUGCCUAAGAGCGAGUUCGCGAAGCGUGUCAUACCAUACCUCUCCCAUGAGAUUGGUGCUGAAGAGAUACGUGCCACCCCGAAGAUCAUAAAAGGCAUUCAGGAGUUACCGUUUCCGUCUACCCUGAAAGGAGCCCAGUUAUUUCUAGGCAGCCUGAAUUACUACCAUAAAUUCAUUGAGAAUUAUGCCGUGAUAGCUGCUUCACUCUAUGAGCUGACCGACGACCAAGUGCGUGCAGGACGAGACUUAUCCCGAGCAAAGGAAUCUUUUGAGAUCCAGAAGAGGAAGAUUGUAUCUACACCUCUACUCAGACAUCCGGAUCGAACGAAACCUUUUGUGAUCAUCCCUCAUGCGAAUUAG
Phytophthora megakarya is the source of this 489-nucleotide messenger RNA. NCBI's taxonomy places the organism in Eukaryota, Oomycota, Peronosporomycetes, Peronosporales, Peronosporaceae. The record is from the annotation of a GenBank genome assembly.